Messenger RNA from Paramacrobiotus metropolitanus, 2426 nucleotides. RefSeq names its product calcium/calmodulin-dependent protein kinase kinase 2-like. Gene Ontology annotation, cellular component: cytoplasm. The record is from RefSeq and is a predicted model, not a curated record. Gene Ontology annotation, molecular function: ATP binding; protein serine/threonine kinase activity. Gene Ontology annotation, biological process: protein phosphorylation; intracellular signal transduction. The transcript has 5 exons. Bases 630 to 2081 code for a protein of 483 amino acids. NCBI's taxonomy places the organism in Eukaryota, Metazoa, Tardigrada, Eutardigrada, Parachela, Macrobiotidae.
GAAAAGAGCAACAACAGACCAUGUGAGCUGAGUUUUUGCAGGAUAUAUAAAGCCUGGAUGCUGCAGCUGUAAGUGUAGUUGCCAGUUUUGCUCAUGUCGAUCGAAAUUUGAUCAACGCUUAAAAGAUUUGUUCGUAUGUUCCUAAUGAGUUAUCAGCGAGAUACAGCGGUGUAUUAUGCGCUUAUCCUUACAGUUACGUGUACCGAUAUGCCUUAUUAGCGUUUGAUGCAACAGUGCAAUAGUCGGCAAACGAGGUUUCUAGUGCACAAACCCGGUGCCAUACAGGCUACAGUAAUUGCUACUUGCUGCUACUGCGUACUUUUAUUGCGAUCAGAUUCAUUGCCAUCUGAAUCCAGAUUGCGUGCGGUUUUGCGAGGAAUGGUACUUGAAGAAAAUUGUUUUCUGUCGCCAGUGUUUAUACAUCGGUGUACCAGUGCUUGUCAUCUAACGCACGCACGGACCGCAUUUACAAGCGGCAGCUUGGGAAAAGUUUAACAGUUCAACCAACCCGUCAAUACAAUCUUUACUAUUUCCAUUGGUUUACUUCACUAUAGAAUACAUUCUGUACUCUUUAUAUACAGAAUCGAUUUUUAUAUGAUCUGAGCUUCGGCGGUGGCGGCGGCUAAACUAUGGUUUUGUUUGAGAUGUGUGAUUACGCGGAUCUGAGGGGAAGUGAUGUAGUAGUGGAAAAGUAUGCCGUGAUGGAUACCGUGCUUCCCUCGCUGGAAACGAAACCCGCGACACUACCGCGUGCUAAUGAGGAAUUUGGCGCUCUGGAAUUAGACCACAUUGUCAGUCCUAUUGAAAUCACCGUGCUGCAGCUACUCCCGGAUUUCGAUGGGACAUUCGCGGAUAUUACGUCCGAGAAUGGAAUGCAGGAUGAUAUCGUUUCCUAUACGUCAGAGGAGUUGUUUGAUCUGCAGAAGGAUAUUAUUAUGGAUGAGGAGAAUGCCGAGCUGACAGAGGAAUUUCUACAGGAGCCCUGUUUAUUACCGGCGCUGGGCAUUUCGCCGGCGGUCGUGCAGCGGAUCCGUUCCGAUUCCCUUGGCAAGUCGGAUUUUUUAAAGAAGAAAAAAGAGGAUGACGACACAGACACGGAUAGCUUAUGGGAAUCCUGUGUCCCCACCCUACUCGGUCGGCGCUCCCCGCGACUCUCCCUUUCGCUGGAUGGAUUCAUCGUGCUCCGGGACUAUAAAAUCUCUCCCGAUACAUUAGGCGGCGGAAAGCUUAGCGAAGUGCGUCUCGCCUACUGUGAGAAGGACCGCACCCAGUAUGCCGUUAAGAUCCAUUCCAAAAUGAAACUGCAGAAUUACAAUUUGCUAUUACGGACUUCGCGAAACCCCUUGGAGGAAGUCUAUAGAGAAAUUGACAUCCUGAAAAAGCUGGAUCAUCCAAAUAUCAUUCGGCUUAUUGAAGUUGUUGACGAGGCUGACGAUGAUAAUAUUUACAUGGUCUUCGAACGGUUGGACCACGAGCUUAUGAACAUUCCCUCAGAUACCCCGUUUGGUGAAUCUGAAGCACGAAAAUAUUUUAAAGAUAUUUUAUUUGGUGUGGAAUGUAUGCACCAGCAAAACAUUGUUCACCGGGAUCUAAAACCAGAAAACAUGCUGGUUUCCCGUGACGGUCAAAUAAAGAUUGCUGAUUUUGGCUUUUGCGAAUAUCUUUGUCCCGAUCCGAAUGGAAGCGAUGAGAUGAUGGCGUUAUGCAUUUCGGGUACACCGGCAUUCACCCCACCGGAAUGUUUAAAUAACCAAAAAACCCUUGUGCCUGGACGUGGACUAGAUAUGUGGUCACUAGGAGUGACCUUAUAUGCACUGUUAACUGGGAGUGUCCCAUUCAAAGGCGAGACCAUGGUGCUACUGCACGAUACUAUUAAAACCUCUGCAGUGGAAUUUCCACCGGGUUUGCAUCUUUCGGAAUCCGUGAAGGAUUUAAUUUGCAAUCUACUCAACAAGAGUCCAUUAAAAAGAUACCGAAUGGACGACGUUAAGCGCCACCCAUGGCUGGAUGAAAAUACUAGUCGACCCGUAAAGCUGUUACUGUCUGUGGGAUCAUUUAAUGAAUCGGUGGAUGAGGUUUAAGGCAGAUAUGUUUUUGGAUGAAGAUUCGUAUGUUUUCUCCUUUGCAAUUUGCACACAGUAAUAAUUUCUCAAUUUCCUAGUCACAUCUAUUUUUAAAUGUUUUUGCUUACUGUUUUACGCUGUAAAAAGCUGCAGUUUUUGCGCAGAAUAUUUUUACAUGUUAGGCGUGUGCUCAGUGAAGAACGUUGAUGCUGUAUUAAUCCCUUUGCGCUUUCGCAUUUAUCUGAAUGUGAACCGGUGUAGAUGGUUGUGUUAAAUAUCUUUAAUUCUGCUGCACAGUGCACAGUCUGAAUAAGUGACUUCACAGUUUGUGAUAAUAUGGAAUAAAAAAGCGCUACUGUUGAA